Electrophorus electricus (electric eel) is the source of this 1189-nucleotide messenger RNA. It is a transcript of the gene dmrt1, whose product is annotated as doublesex and mab-3 related transcription factor 1. Gene Ontology annotation, biological process: regulation of transcription by RNA polymerase II; sex differentiation. Gene Ontology annotation, molecular function: RNA polymerase II cis-regulatory region sequence-specific DNA binding; DNA-binding transcription factor activity, RNA polymerase II-specific. The record is from RefSeq and is a predicted model, not a curated record. Lineage: Eukaryota; Metazoa; Chordata; Actinopteri; Gymnotiformes; Gymnotidae. Gene Ontology annotation, cellular component: nucleus.
ACGAUGAGCGACGAGGAGCAAGCGAAGCAACUUUUGGAUGGUUCGGGACCGCUGUCCCCGUCGGCGGCGUCUAAGAAACAGCCUCGUAUGCCGAAGUGUUCUCGCUGCAGAAAUCACGGCUUUGUCUCACCUUUAAAGGGACACAAACGUUUUUGCAACUGGAGGGACUGCCAGUGUCAGAAAUGUAAACUGAUAGCAGAACGACAGCGGGUUAUGGCAGCUCAGGUGGCUCUUCGUCGUCAGCAGGCUCAAGAGGAGGAGAUGGGCAUCUGCACCCCGGUAAACCUGUCCGGUUCUGACAUUGUGGUAAAGAACGAGCCUGCCAACGACUUUGUGUUUACUGUCGGAACCACAUCACCCGUGGCCGCCACUACUGGCUCUACUGCUUCUCCGGCUGUUUCCGGGGGCCGCUCCACCCUGUCUCCAACCCCCACGGCUGCCAGCAGGGGGCACUCUGAGGGCUCUGCUGAUCUAUUGGUGGAUGCCUCCUACUACAACUUUUACCAGCCAUCUCGCUACCCAGCUUACUACAGCAACCUUUAUAACUACCAGCAGUACCAGAUGCCCAGUGGAGAUAGCCGCUUGGCUGGCCACAACGUGUCCCCGCAGUACCGCAUGCACUCCUAUUAUUCUGCAGCGUCCUACCUCAGCCAGGGCCUGAGCACGGCUGCCUGCGUGCCCCCCAUCUUUGCCCUGGAGGAGAACAACUCCUGCUCUGAGCCCAAAGCUGCAGUGUUCUCUGCUGACGGAGCUCACGACACUGACCUGGCCUGCAUGUCCAUCAACACUAUGGUCAGCACUGAGAACAAGCCUGCGUGUGAGGCCAAUCAAGACUCUGGAGUGUUCACUGUGGAUUCCAUCAUAGAGGGAGCUGCAAAGUGAGAGCCCUGAGCAUAUUCCUGUUACACUAUGCUUAGUGUGGGCAUCUGGGGUUUGAGGCUUUGUUGCUUUUACUUCAGGGGCAUUAUAUAUCAAGUAUAGAAAUUUGAUGUUAUUACUGUAUUUUGUUUCAUUUCUUUCACUUUAGUUUAUGUUGCCUGGAUUUUGAGAAGUUUGAUGAAAUGUUUUAAAAUUGAGCCAAGUCAUGCAUAUCAGUGUUGAUAAUACUUUUCAAUUUUUGUUUAUUUGCCUUGUUUACUUUGUCUAAAAUCAAGACAGUCUAAGGAACCUAACAAACAGAAGACAUCAU